Amoebophrya sp. A25 is the source of this 2299-nucleotide messenger RNA. NCBI's taxonomy places the organism in Eukaryota, Dinophyceae, Syndiniales, Amoebophryaceae. The record is from the annotation of a GenBank genome assembly.
AAGCGGGUGGUGCUUCCUGGUAAAACUUAAACUCUGUACAACCACGCAAAGUCACAGCUUCCUUCCUUUACAACCACAUGACAGAUUGAUAGAAGUCCUAAUAUUUAUCCAAAUCACCACCAGUCACAGAAAAAGCCACCUCUAUUACAAGGGGCGCGAUGAGAUGGACCGCCCGCCCUCAAGAUCUUCUAGGGCGAAACGUCUUGGAGAUAUGACCAAACAGAAAUACCAAACUGAGACCGACUCGUUCUUCGGUAGACGACCGAGGACAAUCGAAAAAGAGAAUCAUGUUGGCGUGGGCGUGGGGGGAGAUAGUUGUAUUUGUUGGUUCUCUUGAUGUUUGCAAUAUUAUUGCUAGUGUCACUUUUUAGAAUGUGAUAUCGUGUUCCACCUCUUCCUCUGUUAUUUGCGAUUCUUCUCCACUUUUUAGAAUGUGAUAUCGUGUUCCAGUUCCUCUUCCUUUAACUUCUACUAGUUGACCUCUCAUCAUCCAAGAACCAGUUCCCGAUACACCUCACCCUCCCAGUUUCUAGCUGUCUCGGUAGUCGCAGAUGGGUUCUCAAGCCUUUAGACGGCGACGGCACUCGGCUUGGUGGCCAGUUGAAAAUUAGGAGAGACUUCGGCCUAGGCGAACAUCCGUCUUCAAGUAGUAGCUCGCUUGGCUGUUCCGAGUGUCCGCGGCCUCUAUCAAGGGGAGAUAGAGAAAGACCUCUGUCUCGUAGUGGUGAUAGGCCGCUAUCUAGAUCCGGAGAUAGACCUUUAUCGCGUGGCGGUGACGGCGGGUCGGGCAGGCCGUUGUCGAGAGGCAGGGAUAGAUCGCCAUAUAACAUCAUGCAGGAUCAUUGCUUUAUGUCUUGGUGGAUUUCAAACCUGGUUCAGUGACGGGAUCAAGUACUCCUAGGAUCGAUAGGAAGACAAGGUUAGAAGUUCCUCACUCAGAACAAGAUUGGUGAGUUCGAUUUCGAGUGGAGAAGGUUCAUGUUGUCUUUCAUCAGAAAGAAAACUGAUAAAUGAGUUUGAUGCUGCUCACCCUCUAAGAGCCUCGACCCGCACCCCUUAGGGGAUCCGGGCGACCCAUUAGGGGUCACUGCUAGUGCGAAUAUGGGAUGUGGCGGUCUGAGGCCACACUCUAGAGGCAGCGAUGGCGAUGGAGACGAGCCAGACAGAGCAGCUGCCACAUGCUUUGAUACCUUCUGGGUGGAUCAGUUAUGGAAAGUAGAAUGGCAAUAUAUAUAUAUUUAUAAUAAUCUUCUCAUUUUUUUUGAAAAUUCUCGUUUUCGUUUUUCGGAACUUCCCAGCGGUCCAGGGGGCCAUCUAAGGUUUAGUGGACCGGGAAGGCCUAUGAAUCGAGUGCGGAGUCUCGACACCUUAGGACCUUGGGAUAAUCGGAAGCUAGCGAGAUCGAGGCCUGGGAGUCGAUGCGGUAUUACGUCUUUUUAUGCUUAUUUUCAUCAUCAGGAAGGUGAAAGCACUUUUGAAUAAGCAAUUUGCGUGCGUAUCAAGGUAAAAAAGAUUCAAACCAUCACUCGCUUUUCAGGUCUUAUCCUGCCAUCGAUAGGAGGACGUGGAAAAAAGGAGAGCAGCAUGCGAUGUUCUGCGCCAGUCUUAGCAUGAGGAGAGGAUCUGCUCCGUUGACCGGAAAACAAAAACAAAAAUCAAAAAUCCGAAUUAUCAUUGUCCAAAAGUUUACUGUAGUUGCUUCACUUGCAUCUAUGUCUAUCUUCUACAUCAAAAACCAUAAAGUGUUUACUCUUGUCACAUCAAUUUACCCAAUCAUGACACUAUCUUCACAAUUCUCAGUCAUAAAAACGCAGUAUCUAUGCAGCAAGCAACCAUCUCUAUCUUCGGAGUUAGUACCGCUCUAUUCGUAUUCAGUAGAUUACAUUAUGUUAGUUUACCACGUGUGAUUGCAAUCCUUGCAUCAUGUACUACUCACAAUGCCUAUUGCAUCAUCAUCGAUGUCUCAAGAACUGAACUUCAAUACUUCGUAUCUAUGAAUGACACACACAAAACUUCUCAAUUCGUAUCGCGAUUCUUACUCAGUCACGACGACUCGCAAAGAUUACAAGAAAAUAGAAUGCAUCCAAUACCAAUCAUCGACCAGAAUCAUCUUCAACUAGAAGACAUUCCACUCCAUUUUAAUACCUGGCUAAGAACAUGAUCAUCUUCACCUAAUCAAGGACCACCAGAACCACACCAAACCAGGAACUAUUCUUAUUAUAUUAACAACCAGACAAGAACAAAAAAGGAAGGGGAAUCUCGACUAAGUCUAGCUCUAGGACGUUUGAUCCCUAUAGAC